This is a messenger RNA of Trichosporon asahii var. asahii CBS 2479, 1212 nucleotides long. RefSeq lists its product as uncharacterized. The record is from RefSeq and is a predicted model, not a curated record. The transcript has a single exon. Lineage: Eukaryota; Fungi; Basidiomycota; Tremellomycetes; Trichosporonales; Trichosporonaceae. The coding region runs from base 1 to 1212 and encodes 403 amino acids.
AUGCCUACCAUCGACUUGUCCUUCUACCCUCACGACACCUCCGCAUCCGCCAUGUCCUCCAUCGACCUCGACUACUACCCGCACAUCACCGACGCCCUCUUCGCCUUUGCACCCUCCGCUUCCCUCAAAACCAUGCGUGGCGUUUGCCGCUCGUGGCGAUCCCGCGCCGACGCCGCUCUCUCGGGUCACAUUAGCUUCCGCGCAACGUACACCUGCUACGACGAAAAGGGCGUGCGCGAACUGAGCCUGCGCCUCUCCUCAGUUCGUGACCCAUCCGUGGGCACCAUCUUCACCUUGGGUUUAAAAACCAAAGAGUUCUCCUCUCGCUCCACCGGGCUCCUGCCAUCCGCCAUCCGCGUCGUGGACAUCGACGCGGCAUCGCACAAGCAUUUCGCGCUCACGCAUAGCAUGCUCCCUAUCCCGUUCUUUGAGAGGAACUCAGAGACUACGUCCCUACGAGCAGCAUAUGAGGCGUUCAAGUACCACAUUUUCAGGCAUCUCUAUGAAGCAGAUCCCAUUGCUGCCGAAACGGACGAAGCCGAAAUGGGACAGCGCAACGAUCGCACAGUUCGGUACGCUGUGCUGGAUGCCGAGACGUUCUGCUACCCCCUUGAUGUGGGGUGCAUCGUGCUCUUUGCUCAGAACGCGACGCCAGAGACAAAGGCAACAGCGUAUCUCGAGCAGAUUGGUCGGUUGCGGCUCUGCGGCCCGGGAAAGGCGGUGCUGCACCUCCGCCAUCCGGGAUCGGUGGACGGGUCGGUGCGUGCGGAAAUGGACGACAUCACUAUCUUUGUGCACCCUUGGGCGCACCUCAAGGUCUCGUACGACAGCGUUGCCGAAGCAGUCCCGAACGUGCUCGGCACGUUGCUCGACAUUGUGCAAGGGGUGCAGUCCUACGCCAAGCGCAUCAAUGUGGUCGGUCUUGAACGGCUCUCACCCGCGUCCCUGGGUCUGGAAGAAUUCGACGAAGACCUGGGGGAUGCAGUAGUGGGAGCUUUGGAGCAGAUGUCAAAACCUGUCGCUCCGGCAUAUCAGCACAUCCCGCCGGGAUUCUCGUCCCAGCCGUGCGCUGACCCGCUGGCCGCAAUUUUGCCCGAGCUGUCUGGUUGCAAGCGUCGGUGUACCAUCAACUUUUACUCCGUUCAGGCCUACCGUUGCAUGGUGGGCAGGGAGCAGUUCGAGAUCGAUACCAACGAGGGGGCUCUGUGGUGA